This is a messenger RNA of Austrofundulus limnaeus, 3112 nucleotides long. It is a transcript of the gene rlbp1b, whose product is annotated as retinaldehyde binding protein 1b. The record is from RefSeq and is a predicted model, not a curated record. Gene Ontology annotation, molecular function: phosphatidylinositol bisphosphate binding. The transcript is spliced from 8 exons. Gene Ontology annotation, cellular component: membrane. The coding region runs from base 103 to 1026 and encodes 307 amino acids. NCBI's taxonomy places the organism in Eukaryota, Metazoa, Chordata, Actinopteri, Cyprinodontiformes, Rivulidae.
UGCCACCCUGCCACCUCUGCUCCACACAGACCCCCGUGAGUCCCCACCAUCUACCACACAUCGACCAUAGACUGUGUAAAGCUGAUUUAAAGAACAGAAAGCAUGGCUGUAGUCAGUGGAACUUACCGCAUGGUGUCGGAGGAGGAGCAGGCUCUCAGGGCCAAGCUGGAGCGUCUCACUGUCAAGGACCACGGUCCAGUGUUUGGACCUUGCACCAGCCUGCCAGACCACACCAAGCAGAAGGCCAAGGAUGAGCUGAACGAGACAGAUGAGAACCGCGUGGCUGCAGUGAAGGAGCUGCGAGCGAUGAUUAAAGAAAAGGCCGAUGCAGGAGACGACCUGGCCAAAGGUGUGCAGGACACCUUUGGGGAGAAACCAGACAGUUUGAUGAUCCGCUUCAUUCGUGCCAGGAAGUACGACGUGGUCAGAGCCUUCGACCUCAUGAAGGGAUAUGUGCGUUUCAGGAGGGAUUACCCCGAGUUGUUCGAGAACCUGACCCCGGAGGCCGUACGCAGCACCAUCGAGGCUGGUUACCCCGGCAUCCUGCACAGCAGAGACAAAUAUGGCCGUGUGGUUCUGCUCUUCAACAUCGAAAACUGGGACUACGAAGAGAUCACCUUUGAUGAGAUUUUGCGUGCUUAUUGCGUGAUCCUGGAGAAGCUGCUGGAGAACGAGGAGACUCAGAUCAAUGGAUUCUGCAUCAUUGAGAAUUUCAAAGGCUUCACGAUGCAGCAAGCUUCGGGAAUCAAACCCACCGAGCUCAAGAAGAUGGUGGACAUGCUGCAGGAUUCGUUUCCUGCUCGUUUCAAAGCUGUGCACUUCAUCCACCAGCCUUGGUACUUCACCACCACCUACAAUGUGGUCAAACCCCUCAUGAAGAGCAAGCUGCUGGAGAGAGUGUUUGUUCAUGGAGAUGAGCUGGAAAACUACUACAAGGAGUUUGACCCUGAGAUUCUUCCAUCUGAGUUCGACGGAAAAGGUUCCAAGUAUGACGGCAAGGCUACAGCGGCCAAGCUGUUUGAUUAAACAUCCUCAGUCCCAGUUUCAACGGGUCGAAGCAGCGUUAAAUAUUAAAAACCUUAUCGACUCUGGAGAAUCAAAGACCGAUCUAGCUGAAGUUGUAGAAACUGAAGUUUUGAAUAAAAAUAUGAGAAUGUAUUUUCCAGAAGUCCUGCGAAAGCCCCUUUUAUGCAGGAGUAAACAGUUUUUGACUUGAAGUUAUUUCACUUUGCAAAACAAUUUGGACUUUAUCCAAGUCAUUGAGUUUGUUUCUGUUUUGUUUUCUUAUAAAUAUGACCAUCAGAGGGAAAAAAAUUCCCCCAUAUUCAUCAAUUCCUGACAGUUUUCUAAACCUUCGUGGCUUUUAGAACUGACUUUUUGAACGUUAUCAUCCAAGAAACCAUUAUUUUCACUUUCACGGGUCUUGAAACAAGUUGGACAUUUACCACAAUUAACAUUUAAACACUCAUUGUGUUAAAUUUCUUAUUUUUGCCCAUUACACCAACGUAAACCAGGAAAAAAAGAACAUUAGUGCUCUACACAAGCAAAUGCAAACAUAGACAGAGGUUAUUCUUACAGCAGCUUCCUUUAAUCCACUGACUCAUCACCACAAGAGCUUUGAGUUUCCUGAAAAGUCACCAACGCAGAGAAGUUGUCAAAACACAAUGUGACGCAAAUGUAACAAAAAUAUACACAACUCAGACAUUGGUGGAGUAGGGGUCCAAGGUUGUGGAAGAUGUUUUACACAUCAGAUUAACAGAAACCAUUAACUGCCCUGGAGGUAGACAUUAAUGUAAAAACACUUUGUUCAGAAAAUAAAAAUAUUCGGAUUCAUCAAACUGUGCUCUCAUGUUACAGUAAGCAUUUAAUAUGUCUCAAUGAACGUGGAUCUGUGUGUCCUUUUUGAUACACCCGACAUGUGUGUGAAACCUGGCACACAACGUUGAUAUUUGAGGCUCCAGAACAUUAGACCUUACUGAUCACGGCCUUUUGGUUUUCUCUCCUCAAUGAAAACAAAAACAAAAACGUGAAAACCAGCUUACGGACUCUCGGAACUGUGAAGAACAAGAGUAUUUGCUCUGAUGAAACCAAGUCUGAACUGUUUGGCUUCAGAUUUCAAUAUCUUGUCUGGAGGAAACCAGGCACCACUCAUAACCUGCCCAACACUUCAUCAUGCUGCUUAGUGGUUCUUAGUGACAGGGACUGGGAGACUGGUCAGGGUUGAAAGAACUCUGAUUUGAGCAAAGUUCAGAAAUCCUUUGUGAAAACCUGAGCUCAGAAAUAACAACGGCACAAAAAGAAGACAAGAUCGGAGCAACUUAGCGACAACUCUGUGAAUGUCUUUGAGUGGCCAGAGCUGUGACUUGAAUGGAACCAUUUUUAGGUCUCUUAAUGGUAUCCAACCAUACUGAGCUUGAGGAUUUGUGUGACAGUGGCUCAGGAGGUAGGAGAGUUAUACUGUUAACCAGGCGGUUGCCAGCUCAAACCCCUGCUCCAUCCAUCUGUUGUUGACCUUGGACAAGACACUUCACCCUCCUCGACUGCUGGUGGUGGUCAGAGGGUCCGGUUCAUGGCAGCCUCACCUCUGUCAGUCUUAACUUACCACCAUCAGUGUGUGAAUGUGUAGAUUGCAGUGUGAAGCACUUGAACGUGAUAAGGUGUUAUAUAACUUCAUCCCACUUAAAGAAGAAUGACAGCACCCCCCCCACACCCACCCCUGUCCAGGCAUCACAAAACUUGUAUCAAACCAAGUCUUUACUGAACUGUAGCUUAAAGCUGAAAAAUAACCCAUUUACAAAAACUGAAUGCCUUCUGAUUAUUUUCUGAACACACCAACUUAUAAUAAAUUUAACAUCGCCUCAUUUUUUAAAUUAUUUUUUGGUCAUCUUUGGGUGUAUUUUACUUAAACUUGUUUUAACACUGGUGGGCCCCAGCUUUCUCACCCCCACACCCAUCCUGUUUUGUCCCUACUGGAUUUAAUAGCUUCUGUCUAUUUCUGUUUUAGAGCACUCUUUUAGGAUGCAUUAUCAUAGGUUUCAGUCAUUGUGCAAGUGUACGCACCAAUAAAAAUGUUUAAAAAAAGCAAAACUGUACAAUAAAUUGUAUAUAAAUA